This is a messenger RNA of Plenodomus lingam JN3, 297 nucleotides long. The record is from RefSeq and is a predicted model, not a curated record. NCBI's taxonomy places the organism in Eukaryota, Fungi, Ascomycota, Dothideomycetes, Pleosporales, Leptosphaeriaceae.
AUGAUCUGGACGAAAUCUACCUGCAGCAGGUACUCGACAGGCUGGCGCGAGAGAAAGAGACCCGCCGCUGUACUCUGUAGGUCAUCUAUAAACACCCAUCACAGCCCUGUUGCGACGACGACGACGACGACGACGACUGACGACGACGACGACAACCAAGGGAAAAAGAGGCAUCGCAGAUUUGCAGGCACCGUCCUGGCAGCAAGAUUGGGGUUAGACUGGCUCGAAGGAAAUGAGCAACCCAAGUUCCGCGCUUGGCCCAAACCGACACAAGCCAAGUCAGGGGCACUCCGAUGA